Molecule: messenger RNA, 1416 nt
Organism: Exserohilum turcica Et28A
Lineage: Eukaryota; Fungi; Ascomycota; Dothideomycetes; Pleosporales; Pleosporaceae
Exons: 1
Coding region: 32-1330 (432 amino acids)
Source: RefSeq, a predicted model, not a curated record
AAACCACUCCGCUACCUCUUCAACCAACGCCAUGGACGCGUCGCUGGCUUCGUUCCACGCGCGUCUCGCCACAUUUGAGGAAGCAGCCGCGACCAGCAAAGGACGACGCACCAGCAGUAGAGGAAAGAAGGCAGUAGCGAAGCCAAAGGCUUCAUGGCCCCUCGAAGCACCCUCCGCACAAGAUUUGGCCUACGCCGGUUUUGUGUGGAAGCCCACGUCUACUAGCCCCGACAACGUCCAAUGCUUCAGCUGCGAGUGCCAGCUAGAUGGCUGGGAAGAAGCGGACAUCCCUGCUUUUGAGCAUGCAACACACUCCCCAAGCUGUGGCUUCGCAAUCAUCGCCUGUAUCCGCCUGCGUGCGGGCGACCCGGGCAGGACGGAGGAUGAUCCAACCUCUGAGGCCAUGGUAGCUGCGCGUCGCUCAACAUUUGGCGACAUGUGGCCGCUCGACGUCUCUGCUGGCUACCCGAGUGUCGACCAAAUGGUGGCUGCUGGCUGGUUCUACGACCCAUCAACAGAUACUCCUGACGGUGUGACCUGCCCAUACUGUUCUUUGGCACUGGAUGCAUGGGAUAUUGGCGAUGAUCCUAUGCAAGAGCACCGCCGACGAUCUCCCGACUGUCUCUUCUUCACACUCUCCGAACUCUACAAGCCUGCUCCGGCACCUAAGAAGACCAAGCGCACAUCCAAGGCCAAGCGUACCUCGACCCGCUCAUCCAUUGCCUCUACAGCUAGUAAGAGGGCUACGCGCAGCAAGAAACGAACGAGUGAGGCGGUUGAAGACAACACCGAACUGUCCGAAAUUAUCCAGCCUGCUCCGAAACGCAUACGAUCUGCCAGUAUUGAGAGUUUCCCGAGCGACCUUCCUGUUGGAACACCUAAGAAGACGCCGAACGGCAUCACAGACACUGUCAUGGACGAUUUUGACAUGUCCAGCUUGCCGGCAGACCUCGCAGUUGGGACACCUAAGAGGACUCCGCCUAUGAUGAGCGAGGCCGACGAUAUUCCGGAAUCGAUUGGGUGGAAGCCUGCCGAUAUUGACGCUGUGUUUACAUCGCAGGAUGAUACCCAUGGCUUCAUGAAUGAUAUUCUCAUUGAUGCUGGCCUCGACAACGUCCAGGCUUCGGAUCUGACUCCAGAACGUCUGUAUGAGCUGGUCAUGGACGGUCUCACGGACCAAGAGAAGCGCAUGACGAUUGAACAAUGGGUCCUGCACAACGCAAAGAGGGGCGAAGAGAAACUCCGCACGGCGUGUGAGCAACAGAUACUUGCGUUUGAAGCUGAAGGCCACCGGGCUAUGGCGGUCCUGGAGGGCAUUCCCACGGUCUGAUGUUACGCACGUUUCAAGAUGGCAGGAUUGGAGUACUUGGGAGUUUUGUUGUUGAGAUACCCCGGCAUCAACAUGGCGUUUGGCUU